This is a messenger RNA of Poeciliopsis prolifica (blackstripe livebearer), 2724 nucleotides long. Its product is annotated as NXPE family member 3-like. The record is from RefSeq and is a predicted model, not a curated record. Bases 99 to 1853 code for a protein of 584 amino acids. The transcript has 8 exons. NCBI's taxonomy places the organism in Eukaryota, Metazoa, Chordata, Actinopteri, Cyprinodontiformes, Poeciliidae.
AAACACACAAAGACACACACAUCUCCACACAGCUCUCCGGAUUUCACAAAGCGAGGACGACAAUAGAAAAACAUACAAAGCACAAGUCGUCAUUUGUCAUGGAAGGCCAGGCGUUCAGAAAACGUUUUCCUCUGAAGUACAGUUGGAUCUUCUUGUUCUUGGCCUGCCUUGUUUUAUGGGUCAUGUUUUACAGUGAAAGCAUCACUGAUCACAUAACCUGUAGGUUGUCAGAGAUGAGCGUCCCCACAACAAAGGCCCCAACACUCAGCACCACAAGGUUCAAACGUCCCACUGAGCCUCCUGAGCCAGCCAGCGUCUGCUCCUACCACUCUGUGUUACCAGAGGACGCUCUCGAGGUAGAACUGUUGAAGGAGUCCAUCGCCUGGCCUGAAACACCUUCUCUACCGUCUGACUUCUCUCUGAAUGACACCAGUGAUCCGGCUCACAGCACCUUCACCAUUCUGCCAAGAAACGGCGGUGGAAGUUGGCGAGUAGGGGAUCAGCUGGAGGUUCUGAUACAAAUCACCGACUUCCAGGGCCGCCCCAAGUCAUCAGGGGGAGAUGUUCUGCUUGCUCGACUGCACAACUCGACUCUUUUUGCAGGUGUCGCAGGGCGAGUGUUGGAUCAUCACAAUGGCUCUUACACUGCUGUGUUCGCUUUACUCUGGGAAGGAAGUGCGCAUGUUGAGGUGACUCUGGUCCAUCCCAGCGAGGCGGUCACUGUGCUGGAAAGAAUCACCCAGCAGAACCCUGACAGAGUUUCUUUCAAAAGCAUCUUCCGCUUUGGCUCUGUCACCGAAGCUACUGCUUGCAACAUGUGCCUCAAGGCGCCCCCUGAAAAGCUGUGCAACUUCACCGACAUCCGCACCGGUGAGCCCUGGUUCUGCUACAAGCCAAAGAAACUCAAAUGUGAACACAGGAUCAUUCACUCAUUUGGAGGAUUCGGUCUGAAACUAAAGCCGAUGGAGGAAAAGCUCUUUCAAAGGGAUGUCAACUUGAAAGUCUUAAUUCAAUCAUCAGGGACUUCAAACAUCACUAUUUUACCCAAACUAAAAGUUCUGAAUGAAAUGGUUCCCACAAACACAUCAGGGGGAAGUGUGAACAUUCAACCUGCUGGUUAUUAUUACCAGGGAAUUUGGCGAGCACUAGAUGGCGCCACGGUUCACCAGCUGACUAACAACUCUGCAAUUAGCCAGUGUUUGAGUGGCCAGGUGCUCCACCUGUAUGGAGACUCCACCAUCAGGCAGUGGUUUGAAUAUUUGAUCUCAGCAGCACCAGAUCUCAAGAAGUUUGACCUGAAAAGUCUACAGCAGACAGGACCUUUUAUGGCCUUGAACUAUGCAAAGAACACCUUGGUGACGUUCCGCUGCCACGCUCCUCCCAUUCGUUUCGGUAACUUGCCGAUCAGUCAGACACGAUACAUUGCCAACGAACUGGAUGGUGUGGCUGGAGGUGAAAAGACGACUAUCGUCAUUGGAGUUUGGUCGCACUUCAGCACUUUCCCCGUUGAGGUCUACAUCCGGCGCCUGCUGAGCAUACGGAGGGCAGUGGGGCGGCUGUUGACCAGAGCUCCAGGUACACUGGUCAUCAUCAGGACCGCGAACCCCAAAGCGCUGACCCUCUACGAGACUCUGACCAACAGCGACUGGUUUUCAAUUCAACGUGACAAAAUACUCAGGACAAUAUUUAAAGGGAUGAAUGUCCGAUUUGUGGACGCCUGGGAGAUGACCUUGGCCCACCACCUGCCACACAACCUCCACCCACAGCAUCCCAUAAUAAGUAACAUGCUAAAUGUUGUUUUAUCCCACAUAUGUUCUCCAGCAGGGAACUUUGAAAAAGCAACAAAGUUGUAGAAUAGGACCUGUAACUGCCCUGCGACAGACUGGCGGCCUGUCCAGGGUGUAUCCCGCCUCUCGCCUGGAACGCAGCUGGAGAUACGCACCAGCACCUCCCAACACCGUUAGGGAGAAGGGUGACCAGAAAACGGAUGGAUGGACCUGUAACUGGGUCACCACUGGUGAUUGGUAAAACUUCAUCUAUAUCACGUUAAAGACGUGUCAACCAGCAGAAACAGAUGGAAUCAAAAUUAGCAACACAGAAGCAGGUAAAGGAAAUUUGGUGCGGGGAUGAAAUGGCUCCAAAAAGGCUUUGAAGAAAAACAGAUUUUUAAGAAGUCUGUCAUGAGUUGUGGUUAGUGGUGGUGAAGUAGACGCAGUGGACCCAGGUAUGUAGAAUGAAUUAUGAUUUUAAUGAAUGAACUCAGAAAACCACAUGAACCAAGAGACAAGGAACUCAACACUGGUGGCACUGGUAGCACUGGUAGCACUGGCAACAAGGACAAACGACAGCACAGUCAGUCACAUGUGACACGACUGCAAAGACACGACCAGGAUCCAGGUGGGAUUAAAUAAACAAGGGAUGAUCAAGGAACACGAGACACAGCCGGGAACAAUCAGGGGCAUACCGAUAAAACACAAGAACUGAACUGACACAGAAAAAUCAAAUCCUCACAAAGUCUGUAUUCCUAUUGAAAUUUAAAUGUUAAUAAAAUGUAUUUUUUAAAAAUGUGUUAAACUUUUUUUUAGAGACCACCCUAACCCAAUAAUGUAAAUCUGCCCGAAGUAAGAGUUCAUCAUUACAUUGUGUUUGUUGGUAACCAACUGGGUUUCCCCCCCUGUGGAACAGCAAAAAAGAUGAAGAAUAAAUGUUGGUUUCCCCUCCUCA